GGGGGGGGGGGGGGGGGGGGGGGGGGGGGGGGGGGGGGGGGUGGGGGGGGGGGGGGGGGGUGGGGGGGGGGGUGGGGGGGGGGGGGGGGGGGGGGGGGUGGGGGGGGGGGGGGGGGUGGGGGGUGGGGGGGGGGGGGGGGGGGGGGGGGGGGGGGGGGUGGGGGCGGGGGUGGGGGUGGGGGGGGGGGGGGGGGGGGGGGGGGGGGGGGGGGCGGGGGCGGGGGGGGGGGGGGGGGGGCGGGGCGGGGGGGGGGGGGGUGGGGGGGGGGGGGGGGGGGGGGGGGGGGGGGGGGGGGGGGGGGGGGGGGGGGGGGGGGGGGGGGGGGGGGGGGUUGGGGGGGGGGGGGGGGGGGGGGGGGGGGGGGGGGGGGGGGGGGGGGGUGGGGGGGGGGGGGGGGGGGGGGGGGGUGGGGGGGGGGGGGGGGGGGGGGGGGGGGGGGGAUGGGGGCGGGGGGGGGGGGGCGGGGGGGGGCGGGGGGGGGGGGGGGGGGGGGGGGGGGGGGGGGGGGGGGGGGGGGGGGGGGGGGGGGUGCGGGGGGGGGGGGGGGGGGG
This is a messenger RNA of Culex pipiens pallens (northern house mosquito), 552 nucleotides long. RefSeq lists its product as uncharacterized. NCBI's taxonomy places the organism in Eukaryota, Metazoa, Arthropoda, Insecta, Diptera, Culicidae. The annotation marks the transcript as partial. The transcript has a single exon. The record is from RefSeq and is a predicted model, not a curated record.